CUCCCCUCCGCCGAGCCACCCGACCACCCAAACCCCAACUCGCCGAACGGAGGAGAGGUCGAGAGAAGGAAGAGGGAAGAGGGAAACGGAGCAAGACGAGGCCGAACGCUUUAGCAAACACGCGGAGAAGGAGAAUGCGCGCAACCUCGCGCGCCACGCCGCCCGUGUAAAUCUAUUGGUGGGAUUUUCCCUUCGGUUCCCCAAGAGGCGGAAGGAAGAUUGGCCGGAUAAGCCGGAGGCCACGGAGGGGCGGUGACGAGCAGAGCGGCCACGGCGGCCGGAAUGAAGGGCGGCGGCGGUGGCGGCAAGGAGGCCGUCACCGCCUCCAUCCUCCGGUUCCUCCUCCUGCUCCUUCUCCCCCUCACCGCCCUCUAUUUCUUCUACACGCUGCACCUCCUCCUCGCCUCCGCCGCCUCGUCAUCCUCCUCCUCCUGCCCACCUGACGCUGCCUCCUCCUCCUCCUCCGUGCGCUUGUCGACCAAUGGCACCAGCGCGGGUGCUGCUGCGGUGACGGUGGCGGCAGGGAAGAAGGCCCCCGCCGCGGCCUCCACGGAGACGACGCUGCAGCAUGUCGUGUUCGGCAUCGCGGCGUCGUCGCGGUUCUGGGACAAGCGGAAGGAGUACAUCAAGGUGUGGUGGCGGCCCCGCGGCGCCAUGCGUGGGUACGUGUGGCUGGACCGCGAGGUGCGCGAGUCCAACAUGUCCACGGCGCGGACGGGGCUCCCGGCCAUCAGGAUCUCGUCGGACACCUCGGGCUUCCCCUACACGCACCGCCGCGGCCACCGCUCCGCCAUCCGCAUCUCCCGGAUCGUCUCGGAGACCUUCCGCCUCGGCCUCCCCGGCGUGCGGUGGUUCGUGAUGGGCGACGACGACACCGUCUUCUUCCCGGACAACCUCCUCACCGUCCUCAACAAGUUCGACCACCGCCAGCCAUACUACAUCGGCUCCCUCUCCGAGAGCCACCUGCAGAAUAUCUACUUCUCCUACGGGAUGGCGUACGGCGGCGGCGGCUUCGCCAUUAGCCGGCCGCUCGCGGAGGCGCUCGCGCGGAUGCAGGACGGGUGCAUACGCCGGUACCCCGCGCUGUAUGGUAGCGACGACCGGAUCCAGGCGUGCAUGGCGGAGCUGGGCGUGCCGCUCACCAAGCACCCGGGUUUCCACCAGUACGACGUGUACGGCGACCUCCUCGGCCUCCUCGCCGCCCACCCGGUGGCGCCGAUCGUGACGCUGCACCACCUCGACGUCGUGCAGCCCCUGUUCCCGAACGCCAAGUCGCGCCCCGCCGCGGUGCGUAGGCUGUUCGACGGGCCGAUCGAGCUGGACCCGGCGGGGAUAAUGCAGCAGUCCAUCUGCUACGACGGCGGCAACCGAUGGACGGUGUCAGUGGCGUGGGGGUUCGCCGUGCUGGUGUCCAGGGGAGUAAUGUCGCCGCGGGAGAUGGAGAUGCCGGCGCGGACGUUCUUGAACUGGUACCGCCGUGCCGACUACACGGCGUACGCGUUCAACACGAGGCCCCUGGCGCGAAGCCCGUGCCAGAAGCCGGCGGUGUACUACCUCUCAUCGGCGCGGCGCGCGGCCGCCCUGCGCGGCGGGGACACCACGGUGACGCGGUAUGAGCGGUGGCGCCGCGCCAACGAGACGCGGCCCGCGUGCCGGUGGAAUAUCGCGGAUCCGGACGCGCAUCUCGAUCACAUCGUCGUGCUCAAGAAGCCCGACCCCGGGCUAUGGGACAGGUCUCCAAGGAGAAAUUGCUGUAGGGUGCUAUCUUCGCCCAAGGAAGGGAAGAAGGGAGGGGACAAGACGAUGACCAUCGACGUGGGAGUAUGCAGGGAUGGCGAGUUCAGCCAAGUUGUGUAAUACUGUAACCUAGCCAAAGUGAAAUAGGAUGAUUCAAUUUUUUUUCUCUUCUGUUCUUGUAUUCUUCUCGGAAGAUUACAAACUUGUCAUCUCCUGCCGCGUCUUCUUUUCGCCUCACGAGUCACCAACUACAAAGAACUCGAAA
Messenger RNA from Oryza sativa Japonica Group (Japanese rice), 2002 nucleotides. RefSeq lists its product as uncharacterized. The record is from RefSeq and is a predicted model, not a curated record. Lineage: Eukaryota; Viridiplantae; Streptophyta; Magnoliopsida; Poales; Poaceae. Gene Ontology annotation, molecular function: acetylglucosaminyltransferase activity.